This is a messenger RNA of Daktulosphaira vitifoliae (grape phylloxera), 3351 nucleotides long. RefSeq names its product PMS1 protein homolog 1-like. NCBI's taxonomy places the organism in Eukaryota, Metazoa, Arthropoda, Insecta, Hemiptera, Phylloxeridae. The transcript has 17 exons. Gene Ontology annotation, cellular component: MutLalpha complex. Bases 207 to 3209 code for a protein of 1000 amino acids. The record is from RefSeq and is a predicted model, not a curated record. Gene Ontology annotation, biological process: mismatch repair. Gene Ontology annotation, molecular function: ATP hydrolysis activity; mismatched DNA binding; ATP binding.
UUUAUCAGUUUGAUAAAAUUAUUAAAUUAAUAUAGAAAUCAAUUUAUUCAUGUUUGAAUCGAUUUUGUCAGUAUAAUUUGUCGCCAAUGACGUUAUUUUAAGUUCAAAAUAUUUGAACUAUGUGUUUAUGUCCUAACAUCUUAUUGAUAAGUAAAUAUUUUGAUUAAAAAUUUUAGUUUUAUCAAUUUAGCUUGCAUGUAAUUAUUAUGUCUAUGAAAAAACUGUCUUCUGCUACUAUCAAAUUAGUUAGUAGUACUCAAGUUAUUACCUCUACGUCAUCAGUCGUAAAAGAACUAGUUGAAAAUGCUAUUGAUGCUCAAUCUACUAUAAUUGAUAUACGGAUUGAAAAUUAUGGAUUAGAUAAAAUUGAAAUUAGAGAUAAUGGUACAGGAAUUUCAUGUGAAGAUGUUCAUGUGAUGUGCCUACCAGGCUAUACAUCUAAAUUAUCUGAAAUAUCAGAUUUAGAUAAACUUACUUCCUAUGGAUUCCGUGGAGAGGCUCUAAGCUCAAUUUGUGCUGUAGCUGAUGUUACUGUAAUCACAAAAACUGAUAAAGAUAAGUAUGCCAACACAUAUUCCAUGGAUAUGAAUGGCUAUGUUAAAAGUAGUUCCAUUACUCAUCAUCAAAAAGGUACUGUUAUAAAAGUUGUGGAAUUAUUUAGAAGAUUACCUGUUCGAAAACAACUUUACAGCUCAAAGAAACAUUGUGUUAAUGAUUUACGUAAAAUGGAAUAUAUUGUUAAAUCGUUAUCAGUAAUAAAACCUGAUAUUCGUGUUUCUUUGGUGCAUAACAAAUCAUUAUUAUGGCAAAAGACACCUGUCAAUGAAUUACCUUUAGCAUUUGGACAAUUAUGGUCAUCUUCAGUAAAUAAAUGUGUCAAACAUUUGACUUUUUCAAAUGAUAAAAUGAAUAUUGAAUUAAUUCUUCCAAAUCAAAAUAUUGAUGUUCAAAAUUGUUUUCUUACAACUACAGUUUGUGAUGCAAUUUUCUUGUAUGUCAAUAAAAGACCUAUUAGAGAUAAUAAAAUUGAAAAAUUAAUUGUUGGAGAAAUAAGUAAUUAUUUUGGCCAUUAUUUACCACCAGGAAAAUAUUUACCUUGUCUAAUAUCUAUAAAUGUUCCACCUGAAACCAUAGAUGUAAAUUUAGAGCCUGAUAAAUCACGAAUCUUCUUUCACAACCAGGAUGAAAUACUUAAUUAUAUAAAAUAUAAUGUGGCUAAUCAUUAUUAUAAUAGUAAUCAAUCAAAUGAACCAUUUGAAUUAGAAAAAAAUUCCUUAAAAUGCAAUAAACGAAAAUUGCCCUCAGAUAUAGAAGAAAAUGUUAAGAAACCAGUACAAGUAAAAUGCAAUGACUCUUCUCAAUUUUGUCAUAAAAGAGACCAAAUGCAUGAUGUUGAUUUUUUUUUUAAAAAUGUAGAAGACAUCAGUUUAUGUGAGGGCAAUGCAAAUUUAAAACCAGAUGCAGAAUCUACAAAAAUAAUAGAUAGAAAUACAUCUGAUUCAGAAUUUGACAAUACAAACUAUGGUAAUUGUAUGUCCCAAACAAGUUCAAUAAAAUCAAUUGAAGUUUCUGAGAAACACGUCCUAACAGAUGAAGGAUUAAGUUUAGAAGGAAUUGAUUUUGAAGAACCAUUUUUAAUAGAUGAAAAAGAAAAUAGUAGUGAAGAAAACUUUGCAAAUAAUAAGAGUGAUGAGAAAAUUAAUAGUAUUGAUAAGUAUAAACAAAGGUUAAUAGAUAUCAAAACUAAUAUUUUAUCUCGUACUUCAAAAUUAGAUGAGAUAAAUAUUUCAAAUUUGGAUUUAAAAAGUACCACACUAUCCCAGUGGAGUAAAGGACAUUUUCUAUUAAAUGGAAAUCCUGUUAAUUGUGGUGUUACCAUAAUAGCUGAUUCAUUAUUAUCAGAGAGAAUUUUACAUGAUCAUAGCGAUAAUUCAACACUCAGUGAAAACGAAAAAACUGAAACAAUUAAACAUAAAGAAAAGAAUAAUUUAGAAAACUCAACGAUUAGUAUAGCUUUUGAUAAUAAGGAAGAAAAAAUUAAAAAUAAUGCAACUAUCACAAAAACACACAAAAUUUCAGCUCCAUUAUUUCGUACGGUUGCAGUUUCAGAUGAACAAGUUCCGGGUCUGACUCAUUUAGUUAGCCGGCCACAGUCAUGGGUUCAUCAACCUCGAUCUAAACGUCCUGUUCGAGAAACUCCAAGUGAAAAUUUUAGUGUAACUAUACAAAGUGUUAGUAGUCAAAUGGGAAAUAAAGAAAUGUCUGGAUUUACAUUAUUUGCUAAAGAAAUGAGAAUAAAAAUUUUAAGAGAAAAUCCUGGACUUGAUUUUACAAAAGUAAGUCAACUACUAGCUAAAUCUUGGGCUGAGUUGAGUGCAAAUGAAAAAGAGAGUUAUAAAAAUUUAGCUAAUGAACAAAAAACUAAACCUCUUAAAAAGUUAGAAGAAUCAAAAAAAAAAAAAAAAAACUUUGAAUUUUUAUUAAAAAACCUUAAAAGACAUACUACUUUUGUUAAUAUUAGUUUAUUGGAAAUAAAACAAAACUUGAUAAAAAAUAAACGAGUUAAUUUAACUUCAGAUUAUGAGUUGGUUGGUCAAAUUGAAGAAAAUAAUUGGAUUUGUAGAGUGUAUAAUAAAAUAAUGUUAUUGAAUAUUAGUUGUCUUCAAGAAUCUGUUACAUUUUUUAAAAAAUUGUCAAUGGAUGCAAUACCACUAAAAAUAAUUGAUGAACCUAUUAUUGUGGAUAAAAAUUUUUUAGGUUUACAGAAUUAUCAGUUUUUGACAAAUUUGAGUGUAAAUCAUGAACCUUUUACUAAUACCAGUACUGUGUCUGAUGAUAGAAUUGCUAAGAAUGGCUUUAAUAUUACUUUUGAAUUUAAUGGAGAUGGUAAUAAUCCUGUAGUAAAAAUUACUGACAUCGCUUUGCAUAUAUCGAUCUAUGGUUUAGAUGAUUUAAAAGAGAUAAUAGAGUUAAUGAGAAAACAAAAUAUACCAAACCUAAGUCUUUGUCGGCCAUUGAAAGUAAUCAACUAUCUUCGGAGUGAAACUGUAAGGUUUUGUAAAAACUCUAGUUUACCAAAAUCCAUAGAUGAAAUCAAUAAAUUAAUGGACUUUUGGUUUCAAAAUGAACCUUUUUUUGCUCAUAACACUUGUGUUCAUCAUAAAAAUGUAUUUUCUUUAUUACAUAUGUUAAAUAAUGAUGUAGAGUAAAUAAUACAUUUAAUCUGUGAAUAAAUUAUUUUUACUACAAAUAAUUUUAUCAAUUUGAAAAUGUAAUAGAGUAUUGUUACUUUUAAAAUAAAAACUGUUAAAUCUUUAUUGUUAAUAAUAACUUUGUCUUCAGAUGAAAAAC